AGCAACAGAAUUUCAGUGAAUUUAUUACCUUUUCUUCUCCGGACUCAGGCUAGGGCUAUCCAUCGCCGACGUUAAGAAAUCAGAAACCACAUACUGGGUACCCUAUUUGCUACAAUUUGCCACGAUUUGCCACUAUUCGCCACUAUUCGAGACUGCUCGCCACUAUUCGCACUAUUCGUACUAUUCGCUAUUCGCUAUUCGGGUUUUUCAGACACCCAUCCACUAUACUAGCACGCAAAACCUAGCAUUUCAUUACACCAUGACGAUGGAUAGUUUUCUGACUCAAGAAACAGGUGACUAGCUCGUGUAUAGCAUGUGAUUCAUGGCGCAUGCGCUGGAAUUUUAAAAGUUUCUUCGAAUUAUUCCACUUCCUGUUCACGCCCUGACAUUUCCAAGGUUACGAAUGUGAAAAUAAACGGACACAAAAAGGCGAAGUUCCAAGCGGUUUCAUCUCUUUCCUUCACAAACCUUCAAAGCUCUUCAAAUUCAGGGCAAUCUUCAAACUUUCUCUGUAUUCUGGACAGAGGAUUGCAGGAAUCAGAGGCCGGAAGAAAGUUUUAGAAUCAGAGGAGAAAUAUUGUUUUAGAAAUAUUGUCAAAACUAUAAAACAACAAAGUCGGGUCAAAGAUCUUCGGAGAUGAGAUUACAAGAAAUUAGAUAUUUAUAGUCCUAACGUAUCAGGAAUGGCAGGGAUGUUUUGGUAGCUGUAAAAACAUUCUCUCCCUUGAUGGUGGUGUGCAUUUUCCAUGAGAGAAUGUGAACCUGUCGAGAUAAAGCGAUGAACUCUUCAGCGGAAGAAGUGCGGGAGAAGUUAACAAGCCAUCGAGUUCAAAUUGUUCAGGAACUACGCGUAGAUCGAGCUAUUCUCUACGAUUAUUUGCGUAGUAAGGGUGUUUUCGACAAUGAGGAUUGCGGGAUUGUGCACGCUGAGAAGACGAACGAACGCAAAGCUAGCAAGCUGUUGGACAUUCUUGAAACUAAAGGGACAGAAGGUGUGGAACAUUUCCUAGAUGUUCUGCAGCUUCUAAAUCCAGGCCUGUACGAGAAGUUAACGGGGCAGAAAGCUACAGCUAGAGAGAAUCCCAUACUCAGUGACGUCGGGGACAAGUCUUUCACUGAUGUUCAUCCCCAAUUUGAUUUGGACAUUCUUAGCAAUCACUUGAAAAGGGCUUUGAAGGAUGUACAAGAGAUGAGCCUCAUGUAUCUCCACCAGCUGAAAGAGAACCGACAGCUCAACCAAAGUCUCAGCAAAAUAACCAGUGAUCUGGAAUUGAAGUCUAAGCGCUUGCAGUAUUCGGAGAGAGAGAUAAUAAAAGCCGAGGAGAGGGCGAGAGAGGCACGCUACAACGCUGAGACAAUCGAGGAAACCGCAACUUUUCAGAUAAAAGAAUACGAGAAGGCCAUGAGCGAGUGGAAUGCUUUAGGUUUUGCUCUGUUGAUGAAGUUACUGUCGUCGGAACAGCAAGUGGAAGAAGGAAGGAAGAAGAAUGAAGAGUUGACCUGCAAGCUAAGAGAGUUGUCGAAGAGUUUUGACCAAGCGCGAAGGCAGUCCUUGAUGUUGUCAGAAACGAUAGCGCUACAGCAAAACAGUGUCAGAACAGCUGAAGACCUAACUAAUCGCAAUCACGAGCUUCAGUUUAUCACGCAGAAACUACAGAUAGAGAAAGACCAAGCUAUUUCUGAGCUUAAUGAGCUAAAAAGCCGGACUGACGCAUUAAAGGCACGUUACGAUAUUAUGGAGAAAAACAAACAGCAAUGUCAAGAAAGUUAUGAAAGUGUUGCUGAAGAUUGCUCACUAACCAGAAAGAAGAUGCAAGAAUUCCAAUUCCAGUUGUCUGUUUCUCAACGACGAGAGGAAAGCCUCAAAGAGCAAAACGACGAGCUCACUCGCCUCACGAAGAAGUAUCAAGAGCAGCGAGAUUUUUACGGUGAGGAAAGGAGAAAAGCCAUGAAUGAGCGAGAAGAGGCCAGGAAGGAAAGAGACGAGAUCACUCAGAGAUACAGUGAUGUCCUGAAAGAAAAAGACGAGGCGGUGAUAAGAUUUCUGCAGGAGUCGAGGGAGUUUGAACGUCAGCGCGAAUUAGACACCACUGAAAUGCGUGCUCUGAGAGAACGCCUGAUACGAGCUGAAGAAGGGUUGAAGAUUUUAAAGAUGGAAGGAGAAUUGUCUUUAAGGACUUCGGAACAAGCAUCAGAUGACAACGAGAAUUCAGACGAGCGGACCUCAGGCAAUGGUGUUCAAGAUGAUGAAGAACGCUUUAGCAAAGAAGAUGGGGUAAUCCAAGCUCCAAAUUUCAGAACCUCGACGGAUAUUCUCAAGAGCAUGAAAAACCGGUUUUACCAGACGGUCCGGGAUUUCCCUUCCCUCGAGAUAACUGAUAAACUGGACUCACAGAUCCGUUUUGCCGAGUGGUUAUAUCGCCUGCCUCAUCUUCUUGCCAACCCUGUGGCUUGUUCGACGCCUGGUAAAAGCCCACUGGAUGAGGUCCCUGCAAUUGGUAAAAUACUUAAUUUCAAUUGGUCGUCUCCUCCCUUUCCAGCCACCCACGAAACCAGGGAAAAGUGUCCAGAAAUUCAAAUAACACUCGACAGUCUUGAUGAAUCGAAAGGCAAAUUCCUUGGGUCGUACGCCAUUGAUGACAGCAUCAUCCCAGAGCGCCGUCCGAGGGCGUAUGACCUGGAUCGAACCAAGACAACUCGGCGCCUCCGCCAUCCAUAACUCGAACUUUCAGGCGUUAGGUACAAUUCCAUUACGUCAGGGUGAUAGGUUGAAAGUACCCCUAGGGAAAGUUGAAAGUAGCACUCUGGUAAUGCCAGGGUGAUAGUUUGAAAGUAAACCCCCCCAACCUCCUGCCCGAGAAAACGAAUCUUUCCGAAGUGAUUACUUCAUUUAAGGGCGACCGAAUUCGUACCGAGUCGGUUCACAUUCGAUUUACCAUUCGACCGCUGGCGAACAAGGACUAAGAUGCUUCUAAUAACAAGGAAUAACUAAGCUUACUCUCUGAUGAGGAAACAAUUCCUUUAGAGCUUCUUGAAUUUUUUUUCACUGGUAGUCCGGUUCUCGAAACUAUUAAUAUCAGACACUGUUUCAGACAUUACUUUAAACGUCAGCGCCCUAUUUCUUGUGCGCAGGAAUAAAACAGUCUUGUAGUUACCUUUAUGUCUACAAUGCACGUCCCAUUCAGAUCAGAAAGGCAAACUGCGAAGGAUAGUUGGCAAGUUAUAAAUCUAUUGCUAUUUGGGACUAAAAUACUCCACAGUUAUGUCCAUGUUUUUUUACAGGGGGCUCCCCCCUUAAAAAGACACUGUGAUAUGAUAUGAUAACUGAAUAGAGUAGGAUUCAGUUGAGCGUCGAAAGUAAUUCACAUUGAUUACCACGCUAAUAGAUUAGCUUAAAACACUCGCGCCACUUUUUUAACCAAUCAGAAGGAAGAUCCAAACCAAUCGUGACUCGCUGGCACACGUUUUUCCCGGGCUUCGUAUCUGCUACAUAUAUUAGCUCGGAGUUUACAUUGGUUCACUGGAUUGUAUAUGCCCAUUGUGCUUGGCCUUAGUGGUUACUGUUCUUUGUUUUAAUUUGGUUUUACGAGACUUAAUUGAAAACUACUUUAUUGAUCGAUUAAGUCAGUUUAAUUGAAUUGAUUCUUUUAUUAGUAAAACGGUUAUUAAAACAGGUGUUUAGGUCAACCUGUAAUAAAACCGUUUUAUAGGGAAAUCGAAAUUUUGUAAAACUGUUUGUUAUGAGCUUUGUGUAUGUAUUUGAAUUUUAUGGAAAGGCUUUGGAUCCGUAUUUCCAAGAUUAUAGGACAGCGUUUGUUUCUUGGUUAAAGGGAGUGUUUCAAGGUUCGGUGAAUGUGUAAGCUGUAACAUUAGCCCAUUUGAUUUUUAUAAAUUACAAUGUUUAGAGAAGAAGCCACCUCAACCUUGGCUUGUUUACAUGCAGGUCCCCUAACCUGGUCAAAUACGCCACAUAUUCGUAUUCUCAGUAUGGGACUGGAACUAGCUUGCAAGUGAGGCUAAUGCGGGGGAAUCUUUUCAAAUGC
This is a messenger RNA of Orbicella faveolata, 4043 nucleotides long. RefSeq lists its product as uncharacterized. NCBI's taxonomy places the organism in Eukaryota, Metazoa, Cnidaria, Anthozoa, Scleractinia, Merulinidae. The record is from RefSeq and is a predicted model, not a curated record. Gene Ontology annotation, molecular function: protease binding; death domain binding. Gene Ontology annotation, biological process: regulation of apoptotic process.